AUGUGCGAUCAAUUAGGAUUCAACAACAAUCAAGCAAGACCUCUUGAAAUAACUCAACAACAGCAACAGCAAAAAAUAAUAAUAGUUGGAGAAAUACAAAUGAUGGAUAUCUCAGUGAUGGAAGACUCUAAUGGAGUUUCCUCUGAGUCCAACAGUAAUCAUUCAAAUACUGGCAGUGGUGGAAGCAACACAAAUCUAUCAUCACUCUUUCCAAAUGGAAACAGAGUAUCUCGAAUGAAUGGAGGCGGCUCCAGUUCAAGUAAUUUGAAAAGUUUAUUGAAUGAAAAAGACGAUAACACCAACAAUGUAAAUGGCGGCAAUGGCGGUAGUGGAAGUGGCAACAAGAUGCUAUCAAGUUCAUCACCUCCGCUCAAUCCAAGCCGACUCAAUAGCAUUGUUGUGAGUGCAUCCAAUAGUUUCAAACGAAUCAACUCGAUCGCAAUGGGUGAUCACGGUAGUUUGGAAGAUCUCUUCAAAGGAACACACCCGCUCUUGUCUGGCGGUGGCGGUGGCAACAGCAGUACCAACUUGCUGCGCUCCAACACUCCACAUCGUAUUGAGCGUGUCAAAUCGAAAUCGAGUCUCGAAGACCUCCUCUUGGUGUCCGAGGACAACUGGCGUUCAAACACACCGAAUCGCAUAACCAACUCCAACAGUAACAGUCUCGACGACAUUUGGCGUGGACUUACAUUUUCACCAUACAAAAACAAUGUUCCAUCUUCGCAUGCCUCUUUUCUCGAAUCAGAGUCCAACGGCGACUCACACUCUGUCUCAACACCCACCUCGAUUCUGCCGUCAUUCUCAUCGACCAAUCUCAAGGAUCUAAUCACAACACCACCACCCUUGAUAUCAAACAACUCUUCAUCGUCGAUUGGCUCUUCACAAUUAAGCAACAGAUCACUGAAUUCAUUGAUUGAAUCGGUAACAAACAGCACUAGCACUUCAAAGUUGGAAAAUCUUCAACAACAAAUUCAAAAAGAUAAAGAACAAAAAGUUGAUCAUCAUCACCAUCAUAAUAAUAAUCAUCAUCAAUCAAAUAGUAAUAAUAAUAGUAAUAACAACAACAAUAAUAAUAAUAAUAAUAAUACAUCGCCAGAACUACCGUCGCCAAGGAAUAUCGAUGGUACACCACCUACAGUAUCAUCGAUUGUCCAUCCUUCACCAGUAAGGUGUUUGGCACCAUCCACACCAAAAACAAUGUCAGAUGUCGAAUCGGAUUCAAAUGAAUUUAGUGAUGUGAGUGAUGGUGCCAGCAAUACCUCACCUAUUUCACCGCAAUCCGACAGUAACGCCCCAUGGAAAACACCACAACACACAUCAACCAACUCUGGCGACAAAUUGAUACAAUCCAACAAGAAUGAACAACUUUCCAAUGUAAAUAUCAAUAAUAAUAGAUUACAACAACAACAUCAUCAUCAACAACAACAACAAGUAGCUAUUGUAAAUAAUUCAAAUCCACAACAACAACAACAACAUUUAAAUAUUCAACCACACCAACAACCAUUAUCAACGCCACCAGGUUAUAAUCCACAGUUUGCAGCACACCAAUAUCCACCACAUCAAAUGAUUGCACAACAAUAUCACUACUACUCACAUCAACAAGCUCUACAACAUCAACAGGCAAUGCAACAACAAGUUUUACAACAACAACAACAACAGCAACAACAGCAGCAGCAACAACAACAACAAGCUGUAGCCAAAAAAGAGAAAGAGAUCGAAAGACAACCAUCACCUCCAUAUAAACAAAUUUCAAACAACAACACCAAUAACAAACAACAACCAAUUAAAUCACCACUCAAUAGUAGUAAUGGUGUGAUUCCAACUACACCUUUACAAGCUCAACAGGCACAAGCUAAGCGACAAAAGAUAGAUGCCGAACUAAAGAGUAGCAGUGGCAAGCCGGAAUCACCAUUGAGUAUGUCGAGCGAAGAUAUUCCAGAGCAUUUGAAGCAGCAACAGCAGAGUAACACAACAGGAGCAGUUCUCCAACCCUAUUCACAGUAUGCCAAUGCAAUUUCAUUGGUUUCCUCAACUGACUCUGAGUCACCAUUCAAAGGCACCAUGGCAUACGGUGUAUCCACAACACCAACCUCUCCUUUCUAUGCCUAUCCAACACAAGAUCUUGCUGCUGCUGCCGCCGCCAAAAAAGACACCGACACCGCUGCCAUGUGGAAUGAGAUCAACAGACAUCUCACAAACUUGACACGCACCUCCUCGAAAGCAAUCAAAGGUCAUGCCAUUCCAUUCCACGAAAUAACAGAAGGUAUCACUUCAUGUCAUGCAAUCAUGGCUGAUCUCGCUGAGAUAAUGAAAUCCAAUCCAGAUCCAAACUAUGCUAUUUAUGUUCAAAAUGGAAGAAAGAUUAGUCCACAGAAUUUAUCAUCGAUUUCCAAUACACCAACACUUGGUAGUCAACCAAAUACUUAUUACACUUCACCAUCGAUGCAAAGUCCACAUAUGUCACCGGUUGUUCUCAGUUCAACACCACAUCCAAUUCCACACCAAGGACAGGUGUAUCCAGCCCAUUUGAUGCCAGAGUCGGUUUACUACAACUCUGCUGCGCUGAUAGGCAAGCAGAUACAGUUGUCGCCAAACUCUCUACAAAAGAGUGGUGCAAUUGGACCGCGCGACUUGAUGUACGGUAUGGUGCCAACAAAGAAACAACCACGUCGUAGAAAAGCACGAUUCGGUGAGUCGGAGCUAUCGUGUCACCAGUGUGGAGUCACCAACACUCCAGAGUGGCGUCGUGGUCCCAACGGUGCCAAAACACUGUGCAAUGCCUGUGGUCUUGCCUGGGCAAAGUCAAUCAAGAACGAAAAGCAAAAGGAGUUACUCGCUUCAACUACCGGUGUCACUGUUAUCGAUCCCAAGAAGAAUCAGAAACGAAAGAAAGACAAUGGUGACACUAAAGUUGAGAUCAUUGGUGUUCCAUCCGGUAGUGGCAGCUCUGCCAACAACAACAACAACAACAACAGUAUGUACGACGAUGACGACGAUGAAGAAGAUGAAGUCGUCCAGACCACCAGUAAACCAAUGAUUAUCGACCCAAAGAAGAACAAUUCAAUAUCACCAUCACCCGUUUUAAAUCAAAGUACAAAUAGUAAUAAUAUAAUUCAACAACAACAACAACAGCAACAACAACCACCACAAAAUGUAAUUUCAACAUCAAAUCAACCACUGCCGCCAGGAAUGAUUCAACUUCAACAAACAACACCUCAACAACAACAAGCAAUUAUGAUGCAACAACAAAUGAUUCAACACCAGCAACAACAUCUUCAACAUCUACAUUUAGCACAAAACCAACACCCAUCGCAACAACAUCACAUUCAUCCAAUGAUGCCACACCCCAAUGGACAAACACAUCAACCACUUCCACCCAAUUCAUUUUCCUCUAAUACCAACACUAAUGCACCUGAAUGGUUCCAAAAACCAAUAAAUAUUCCAAUUUUCAGAGAUAGAAAAACAUAG
Molecule: messenger RNA, 3468 nt
Organism: Heterostelium album PN500
Lineage: Eukaryota; Evosea; Eumycetozoa; Acytosteliales; Acytosteliaceae
Gene: gtaP
Product: GATA-type transcription factor
Exons: 6
Coding region: 1-3468 (1155 amino acids)
Biological process (GO): regulation of DNA-templated transcription
Molecular function (GO): zinc ion binding; sequence-specific DNA binding
Source: RefSeq, a predicted model, not a curated record